GUUUAAUGAAGAUAAAGCAGGCGUCUUCAUUUUCAUUGUCACUGAACUUCUGGGACAAACGCUGACACUUAAAUCGCCGUUUAGAGAGAUGGCAGAAAAUGACAAGUUUACAACGGAUGGCCUCUAUGUUGGUGAAAUCCGAGGUGGUCUGAAGCCGUCUAUGAAGCUCACUGUAAUGGGGAGAGUAAACCCACAGCCAAAGAGCAUGGCAGUGAACCUGGCCUGCAGCUCCAAGGAUCCCGAGACGGAUGUGGGGCUGCAGUUGUCCGUGAGUUUCCAGGAUCGCUCCAUUGUGAGGAACGCCAGGGUCUGCGGGGAGUGGGGCGCAGCGGAGAAGAACAUCCACUACUUCCCCUUCUCUGCUGGGGAAACCUUUAAAAUGGAGAUCCUGUGUGAACACCAGCAGUUUCGGGUCAUGGUGGAUGGGCAGCCGCUGUGUGGCUUCGCUCAUCGUAUCCAGGAGCUGUCCUCUCUCACUGCCCUCAAAGUGUGGGGAGACAUGCAGCUCACCAAAGUGGCCUGAACACCAGCACGAAGGAAAACCCAGAGAGCAGAAGGAGAUUCAACCCAGCAGCUCACAUAAACUGCUUAGGGGACUAUUUUUAUAGAAAACUCUGAAUUGCAGGAUUUUUUUGUAGUUUUUAUCUUAUAAAAUAUUUUGUUAUAAUUUAUACCGCAAGGAUUUUAUGCAAAUUGUUUUGUAGGUGCUAUGUUAUGAAAAGGUGUGUCCCUUAUAUGUAAUUGUGCCAUUUUGUAGUAUAGAAAUAAAUUAGAGUGCCCACA
Molecule: messenger RNA, 783 nt
Organism: Polyodon spathula (Mississippi paddlefish)
Lineage: Eukaryota; Metazoa; Chordata; Actinopteri; Acipenseriformes; Polyodontidae
Exons: 4
Coding region: 89-523 (144 amino acids)
Molecular function (GO): carbohydrate binding
Source: RefSeq, a predicted model, not a curated record